Cuculus canorus (common cuckoo) is the source of this 3883-nucleotide messenger RNA. RefSeq names its product MIS18 binding protein 1 (gene MIS18BP1). The record is from RefSeq and is a predicted model, not a curated record. The transcript has 16 exons. Bases 599 to 3841 code for a protein of 1080 amino acids. Lineage: Eukaryota; Metazoa; Chordata; Aves; Cuculiformes; Cuculidae.
AGCUUGGUGGCGGUGAUGGCGGGCGGGGGCUGAGAGGAGCGGGAUAGGACGGGGGGUGCGAGCCCCGACAGCGUCUGAGGGCAGCGGGGCGGGACCCCCGGCUCCGGAGGGGGACCUCAGCGGGAGGGGAGCGAGCGAGGACGGAGGGGGAGCAGGGCCGAGGCUCUGCAUGAGGGGAGCGAGGGUCCGGCCCAGGCCUCGGACUCAGGGGAGCUGUGAGGAGGGAGCAGCCACUUCCUGAGGGGGGAGCGACUGACACUGCCUGAAGGGAGUAGCCCUGGGCUCGGGGGAACUGUGAGGGAGCAGCCCCUGCCUCAAGGGAGCAGCUGCUGCUUGAGGGGGGAGCAGCCCCAGGCUCAAGGGGGCUGUGAGAGAGCAGCUCCAGGCUCAAAGGUGCAGCCCUGGACUCAAGGAAGCUGUGAGAGAGCAGCCCAAGACUCAGGAGAACAGGCCCGGACUCGGGGAAGCUGUGAAAGAGCAUACCCGGGCUCAGGGGAAUAGCCCCAGACUCAAGGGAGCCGUGAGGGAGCAGCUCCUGGCUCAGCGGAGCUGUGAGGGAGCAGCCACCUGCAUCAGCGACCCCAGCUUAGCUGCCACGAUGUCAUUGCCAUUCCGUUCAGUGCCGCUGAACAGCCUCUCCACGGGCACACUGACCCCCAUGAAGGAGCUGCUGAAGGGCCAUUGCCCCCUUGAAGCUACCACAGGGGUGGAGGUGAGGCCAAGCCGGGGGGCGAAACGUCGGGCGUGCGCACCACUCACCACAGAGAGCCCGGCCAAGGUGUUCCAGCGCAUGAAGGCACAGCGUCAGGGCAGGCUGCCAGCCCCGAAAGGCCCCGACAGCAUUCUCACACCCCAAGCACAGCGCAGCAGGAAGGCGGCACUGGGAAGGCAGGAACAACCCACAGCAGCAGGCAAGCCACCUGUCAGAGAAUCACUUUGCACUCUGUUUCCUGAGAACCGGACCACGAAAGCACUAGCCAUAGACCCUCUCAUCUUGGAAUCCCCUCAGAAGUUCUUCCUGCGUGUAAAGCAGAAACUGCAGCAGCAGCGAAAAGGGGCAGACCCAGCACCUUCAGACCCAGUCAGUCAGAACAUUCCUUCUUCCAAACCUACCGAAAAUCCAUUGAUCAGAUCCACUGUUGCUGAGCCACUCAGGAAUGAACCCACAGAGCGCGUGGCCACUGCUGAGGCUGAUGAGGAUAAUUUCCUUGUGGAAUCAAUGGAUGCCGAUGAUGAAAUGUCUCAAAAUAGUUACGUGAAUUUGGGCCCAACCCCUUUUAAAGAGGGGGAUCGGUUAGAAAAAAGGCAGGAAAACGAAGAAACAAAACGUGCUGAACUUCAUCAAGACAGAAGAGAGUUGAAGCCAAGGAAAAAGCCUCCUGGACUAGAAAAGAAAUCGGAGACAAAUUCUCAAAAGCCCUCACAGUGCUUGUGCAGCAUUGUGGUCUCUUCUCCCAGAGUCCACGUUCCAAGGAAGCCAAAGCUGAAAGGAGGCUGUAAAGUCCCUUCAGAAAAACCUCAUACAGAUCAAGAUGCUGGCAAAGCAGACAAAGAGAAAGCGAUCUGCCUAACCAGCUGGAGAAUUAAAGUGAUGGAUGGUAACACUGCAAUAUUUGUUGAAGGGAAAAGGAGAGAUAUGAAAGAUACGUGCUGGCAGAGUAAUGCUGUUGUGGAGCGGAUAGCGCGCAACCGAGUAAGAACAGUGUCUGGCAGCAUCUACUGGCUGCAGGGAAACAUGGACUCUGCUACCAUGAGGAGAGAAGGGUUUCCCCACCGUUUCAUCAAGAGAUUUCUAUACGGAUUUUCCAAAAUGUGGAAGCAAUACGUAGACGAGCUUCUUGAAGAAAGAAGGAGGAAAGAACAAAAUCACAGUAGUGGUGAAGACAAAACCAAGGAGAAUGACUCAGUGGCGGGCCCAGAUGUGUUGGAAAACGCAGAGGAUUCAGUGAGAGAUGUAAGGAAUGACACUUAUGAUGUAUUGCCAGAGAGCAAUGAAAACAUCUAUACAACACCAAAGCUCAGAUCCACAUCGAAUGAUCCCAGCAGGACUUACACUCGUAGUGGCCGACUUGUUAAACCACCGUUAAAUUUCUGGUGUGGGCAGCGUGAGUUUGUGGAUCAGAACCUGAACGUCACUAUCCAAGAAGGGGGAGUGGAUUAUCUGAGCAUGAUGCUCAGUAGUGAAAAAGCCCAAAGACUGACCAAUUCCAUCUCUAAGAAUAAAGGAAAGGAAGCAAUGGGAACAACAGAAGAAACACCGAAAAACCCAAGUAAAGAGAAAAGCAGUGAAAAGGGAGCAAAUUCCAAGAGAGACAGCAAGCCCGCUGGAAGCAAGGAGGCCAGGCACUUAGUUUCAGAUGAUGAUGGAAGCAAUAGCACAAAUGUUAAAAACCAGCUUUCUGCUAGGCUGGCUCCCUUAAAUACUGAAUCAGCAAACAAGCACAGGUAUAAUAGCAGAAUCCCAGGAACGGCGAAGAAAAAGAGAGGGUCAGAACGCAGAGAACUGACUGUGUAUCAACAGGCUUACAAGUACUCUUUAAGGUCAGCCAAACGGCGUCCGCAAAAGAAGCUUUUACCGGAAGCACUGCCAAGCAGGGAUGAGGAGGAGGGAUCCAGUGAGGAUGUCCCGCUGUCCAUCAAAAGGAAAACUAAACCUUUGCUUAAAAGAGAGACGCAGAGCUCUCAAUCCUCCUCUAACUGCAAAAGCUCACAGAACAACACAAACAGAGUGGCACGCAACCAAAGGGCAGCAGACCUCUCUCCUGCCUCCUGCAAUGUCCCGUGGAGGGAAAGCAUGCCCACAUCUCUCAGUGGUUCCGAUUUGCUUGAAGGAAGAACCCCUCCCAGUGAGUCCAGUGCUGCUCAUUUGCCCAGCAGGGAAAUGAGGACAAGCAGCAGAAUCAACCCUCCGAGGUAUUUUGUGGAGUCUGACUCAGAGAGCAGUGAGGAGGAGUUUCAAGUAAGAGAGAAGAAUUCAAAAGUACCUGAUAAAAAGAGAAAUGGUAAAGUUUAUACCACUGCCAAGUCUUCAGCAGCAAAACUGAGAGAGCCUGAGAAGGAGAAGGUGCGGAAAUCCCUAGAACUCUUCCCACGGGCAGCAGAUGGUUGGUCUGAGAGGGAAUUACAGAAGCUCCACAGGGCCGUGGCUUCGUUCCCGAAGCACAAGAACGGCUUCUGGGUGGAGGUGGCCAUGGCGGUGGGGUCCCGCUCUGCAGAGGAGUGCCGUCAGAAGUACGUGGAAGAACAACAGGGAAGAGGGUCCAGAACGCACACCAAGACCACUGCUUCAGGAAAGCCAAGACAGGAAGAAAAGAAAGAGCCGGUUCCCAUAACUGCCAGAGUGGGAACCUUCAAAAGGAAGCAGCAGAUGAGAGAUUUCCUGGACCAUCUACCUAAGGACAACCAUGAUGAUAUUUUCACUGCGACACCCUUUCAGAACAGAAGAGUCAAGCUACCAAUGUUCCAGGGAAGCCACGAUGACGACGAUGACGACUUUGCACUUAUGGACAACCCAAUCACCCCCUCGUCGGCCGUCUUCCCACCCGUGAAGACCCCUCAGUGUGGCCACAUCAGCCCUGGCAUGCUGGCGCCCAUCAACAGGAAUGACUGUGACCGGCACGUGUUCCGGAUGCAGAAGAAUACACGGGGCAGCAGGCGCACCUGGGACAAAGUCAAGAAGAAGUCGGCCGGAGGGGCGCUCGCUACGCCGGCGUCCAGCAGAACCGCGUUCCGCUUUGAGAACAGGGCGAAGCAGAGCUCUGUGGUGGAGCAGCUCUUUGCAGCCAAGGCGGCCGACUCAUCGGACGAAGAGCAGGACGAUUCCUAUUUCUCCACUUCAUGAACUUUGAGGAUUUCAUGAGCUCAGCGCUCUGUGCCGCCCUCU